AUGGCUAGUUACAGUCAGGGCGUUGACAAUCCUGCGACAACACGAGUUACCGGUAGAGCUGAGCUGCCUGUAUCUACUACAGACUGGAGGUCCACGCAAGCUCGAGGUCAAUUUAUUCCUUUGCAUGGCUUGGACUUCCUCAUUGGAGCUACCAGUCUGCUCAUACAGCAAACUGUUGAACUUGAUGACAUGACUGCACGAAUCGAUUCUGAAAACCGAUACAUCGUUAAAGUCCCACAAGGCGAAGCGUUAUACAUAGCCAGCGAGUCUUCAAAUGAAACCCAGAGAUGUUUGUGUGGUAUGGGCCGGGGAUUUGUGAUGAGACUCCAAGAUAACACCAGGCAGGAGGCACUCGUGUUGUCGAGAAGGCUCGCCGCUGCCUCCUGCUGCUUUCCUUGCCGGCUACAGGAAUUAAAAGUAGUCACUCCACCAGGCGACUACAUAGGUCGAAUACAGCAGCAGUGGACGCUAUUGGUACCAUUUUACCUGGUCCGUGAUCAGGCAGACAAUGUAUUAUUUCUGAUAGAAGGACCGGCUGCUUUUCGAAGAAGUACGCUAAUGAUUUCUGAAUUUAAAAUUUUGACAGGUGACUCGCUACGCGAAGUUGGCAGGAUUUCUCAUGGCUGGAACACGGAUGUCGGCAGUUUUACCACGAACAUUUCGUUCCCAGACUUAGCUGUUCAACCGAAACAUAAAGCCUUGCUAUUAGCUGCUGGAUUUCUUUUGCCUAUUGCUACAGUCAAAGAAAAAACUUGGAAAUAUCAACAGUACUAUAUAGGAGAUAGAGAUGAGGAGAGCAGACGAAAUGGGGACGGAGAAAAUACCUGGACAGGAGCUAAGGAAGGUUUAUUCGCAAUACUAUGCACGGUAUUGGGGACUACCACUGGCGCUUUCUUGGACCUGAGAACACGUUCGUUACUUACGAGGGACAUUUCUAUUGUAACAGCAUGCAUGGCUACGGGCCUAUUCUCCAAUAACGUUCGAUUUGGUCCCGGCGUGGAAACCCAUUCUAAUGUUACCGAAAACGUUGGGUUAUGGCGAGGAAAUAAACUGAUAAGACUUGCUUGGCGACCAGAGGCACCAAACGUUACUCCUGACUUCCUUACAAACCCUAACGGACAAAUAACUGUUGAACAAUUCAGAACUAUAGUCACUACCGAAAUUGAAACUGUGGGUGAAGUUAACAAUGCUUUAGAAUUGCUUAAGCAAAAAGGUGCAGAUCCACGUGUUGCUAUGGAGAAAUGGAUGAAAUUGUAUCCAAAACAUUGCACAGAUCUUGGUAGCAAACUUUGCCAAAUAGAUGUCUUUGAUAGAGAUUAUUAUAAAGGGAAAAUAUAUGCAUUACAAGAAGUCGAAAAAGUACCAGAAAGAGAAGAACAACUGAAAAUAGAUCAAAACUCGAAUGAAGAUACUCCGCAAGACAAUUUUACAUUUUACGCUUGGAAUAAUAGUAGAGUUAUGAUAAAUAUAAUGAAACAUUGCUAUAAGCAUGAAAGACAAAGAAAUAUAACAAGAAUAAAUCUAAAGUCUAUCUUAUCUGGGCCAAGAAACAAUUUUAAACCAACUGGUAAUCAUGAACUUAACUGCAGGUCGUUACUUAUGGCUAGUUAUUUAGGGUAUAUAACAGAAGUAGCAGAACUCAUUAACACAGAAAAUGUUCUUCCCGAUGUUUCAGACAUUCAAGGAAAUACUGCUAUCAUGUAUGCUGCUGUCGGAGAUCAAAUUGAAGUAAUUCAUUUUCUCGUGGAAGCUGGUGCUAACAUAAAUUAUUAUAAUGAUUGUUGUUGCACACCACUAGGAGUUCUUUUAAUGAGAUAUACCUGUACCCAGAGAGAAAUUCCAUACAACGCGAUGGUUCAAGCUUUGUUACCUUCUACGACGAUUGCACCUCGUAAUGUUAUUCUAUUUCUAUUCCACAAGAUUUUUAAUACUAUAAUAAAUAAUUUAAUUUUACAUAUUCAUUCUUCAAAUUUUACAACAGCAGCAAUAGAACCCAAUAUUGUUGAGUGGAAUAUCGUGCGUGAAUUGACAUGUCAAAGUCCCGGUGGUUUACUAACUAAGAGUCCCAGUAAGAUCACAAGGAACUUGAGCUCAAAGAAAGUUAAAUCUCUCAUGUCAAUAAAAGAUCAACCAACUUCGAAAAGAAAGCAAACUGACGCUGGAUUACCGAAAAUUUCCGAACCCGAAUAUGAACCCGAGGAAACGUUUACAGAUGAAAAAAUAUUAUAUAACAAUCUUAAUCGAGAGUAUUGUAUUAAAAUAACAGAUGACUUCACAUUGCCAUUUGGUACUAACAACAGUCAAUAUAUUUUUGAAAUAAACGACAUGGUCAAGGAAAUUGAAGCAUUCGAUGAAGAAUUAAAAAAACCAGUAGAAAAAAAUCCAAAGAAAGUUAUAUCAAAAGUAAUUAAAGAUACUAUGAAAAUUAGCAAGGAUUUGAUGUGGCAGAAUAAUGAAAUACAAUCAAUAGACAGCGAACAAAAACUUAAAAACGAUAAACUAUCCCGGAUUAUGCAAACCAUUACUCAGCUACUCGAGGACGGUGCUGAUCCAAAGUUAGUUCAGUGUCCACAACCAGCGUUAUUCAUAGCUGUCAUGUCUAACAGUUCAGACUUAAUACGAAGUUUAAUUAACUCCGGCGCUGACAUCAAUGAAAUGUAUCCGCGGGUUUACCACUAUACACCAUUAGAUAUCGCUAUAUCUAAACCAUAUAACGCUGAAAAUUUGGAAAUAGUAGCAACGUUGUUGGAAUGUGGAGCAGACACAAGUCAUGUAUUAAAAUAUCAGCAAGAAGACAAGGAUUCAGAUAUACGUCGUCAGCUUGUGGAGUUAUUACUACAAUAUAACUGUGAUCCAAUAGCCCAGUUUAAAGGCAGUUCCGCAAUAGAUGUAGCGAUGAACCAUAACUUCGAUCUCCUCGAUGUAUUUAUAAAGAAUCCUAAAACGAAUCUUAAUGCGAAAAUUAAUAGCUCUAACCAAAGCAUCCUUGUCAAAAUGUUUAGCAAUCCAUUCUUUAGAAACGCUCCAAGUGGAAGUCGAUUGCAAACGUUCACAAAUCUUUUAUCCUACGGAGCUGAUCCGCUUAUCGAAUGUCAAAAUGGUGAACAAAUUUACAGCAAUAUAUUCGCUUUCGCAAAGAAAACUCUUUUCGAAAUGGAAAAUGCUCCAGGAAAAGUAUCUCCUACAGUUGGCAAACAAGAUUCCAAAGCGAAGAAAGCUGACAAACCAAAAAAGGAUGAUAAAUUAAGUACUAAAUCCAUUGCAAAAAUGGCGGUAGACGAUAUUGAAGAUUACAGACAAGCAAUCGAACAAGUAACAGACUGUGCGAGACUUAUUUACAUAAGAUGGCUGCAGUCCAGACUUGUCAAAGAGAUGAUUAAAGUAAUCGACAGAUACAAACAUAGACAGUGGAAUAUGAUUUUUAAAGAAUUUAAAGACACAAGAGGUCAUGGACUUUGGCUUACACCUCAACGAUCAUUGGAAAUAUGGAGUAUAUUAUCUAAAACUAAAAAGAAGGCCUACAAUGAUGAGCGAAAUCUGAGACAUCUACUUUGUAUUUCCAUUUACGUGUCGUGGAGAAGUUUUGAGCCUUUAAAAAAUAUUAAGUUAUCCGUCACACCAUUAACGGCUUCUCUUAAAAGCGUUAUAGAAACUGAUGUGACGCGAAUGUUGCGACAGUACAGAAGAAAUAUAAAAUCAUCAGACAUUAAACCAUGGGAAUAUUCCUGUGUGAAACCAGAAUUGAUGAAAGAUGUAAGUAACAACAUAUAA
Messenger RNA from Danaus chrysippus (African queen), 3771 nucleotides. The record is from the annotation of a GenBank genome assembly. NCBI's taxonomy places the organism in Eukaryota, Metazoa, Arthropoda, Insecta, Lepidoptera, Nymphalidae.